Ictalurus furcatus (blue catfish) is the source of this 3356-nucleotide messenger RNA. RefSeq names its product zinc finger DHHC-type palmitoyltransferase 17 (gene zdhhc17). Gene Ontology annotation, molecular function: protein binding; palmitoyltransferase activity. The record is from RefSeq and is a predicted model, not a curated record. The coding region runs from base 42 to 1910 and encodes 622 amino acids. Gene Ontology annotation, cellular component: Golgi membrane. The transcript is spliced from 17 exons. Lineage: Eukaryota; Metazoa; Chordata; Actinopteri; Siluriformes; Ictaluridae. Gene Ontology annotation, biological process: protein palmitoylation.
AAUGCGGCUACCCAUGAUGCUCAGCGCGGCCUAGCAGUAAGAUGGCGGACGCUAUGGCUGAGUAUGAGAGAGAUGCUGGAUGUGUUCCUGUUCUUCACCCUGAGGAGCUGAAGCCUCAGAGUCACUAUAAUCAUGGUUACAAUGAGAACGUCAGCCGCAAAAAUCACGUGGACGACUAUAGCACCUGGGACAUUGUUAAAGCCACACAGUACGGUAUAUUUGAGCGGUGUCGUGAGCUGGUAGAAGCAGGGUACGAUGUUCGUCAGCCUGAUAAAGAAAAUGUCACGCUUUUACACUGGGCUGCUAUUAACAACCGCAUCGACUUGGUCAAAUACUACAUAUCGAAGGGUGCCAUCGUGGACCAGCUGGGAGGAGAUCUGAACUCCACCCCACUGCAUUGGGCUACCAGGCAGGGGCAUCUGUCUAUGGUAGUUCAGCUGAUGAAACUGGGGGCGGAUCCAUCUUUAAUUGAUGGUGAGGGCUGCACCUGUGUCCACCUAGCAGCUCAGUUUGGCCACACCUCCAUUGUUGCUUAUCUCAUUGCUAAAGGACAGGAUGUUGAUAUGAUGGACCAGAAUGGAAUGACUCCUCUGAUGUGGGCAGCGUAUCGCACACAUAGUGUGGACCCAACGCGUUUGUUGUUGACGUUUAAUGUUUCGGUGAAUCUGGGUGAUAAAUAUCAUAAGAACACAGCACUGCACUGGGCGGUUCUCGCAGGAAACACCACUGUAAUCAGCCUGCUGCUCGAAGCUAACGCUAACGUAGACGCACAGAACAUAAAGGGAGAGACGGCGCUGGACUUAGCCAAACAGAGGAAAAAUGUGUGGAUGAUAAAUCACUUACAGGAGGCAAGACAGGCGAAAGGCUAUGAUGCACCAUCGUACCUCAAACGCCUAAAAAUGGACAAGGAGUUCCGGCAGAAGUUGAUGUUGUUCACACCUUUUGUUGUGAUCUGGUUGGUGGGAUUCAUCGCUGAUUUAGAUGUCGACUCGUGGCUCAUUAAGGGACUGAUGUAUGCGGCAGUUUGGAUCACCGUGCAGUUCCUGUCCAAGUCUUUCUUUGAUCACUCCAUGCACAGUACGCUUCCUCUGGGCAUUUAUUUGGCCACAAAGUUCUGGAUGUACAUCACUUGGUUCUACUGGUUCUGGAAUGAUCUUCCUUUCAUCUCCAUCCAUCUGCCCUUCCUGCUCAACAGUCUCGCACUCUUCUACAACUUUGGCAAAUCCUGGAAAUCUGAUCCAGGCAUCAUUAAAGCCACAGAAGAGCAGAAGAAGAAGACUAUAGUGGAGCUGGCUGAAUCAGGCAGCUUGGACCUCAGUAUAUUCUGCAGCACGUGUUUAAUACGGAAGCCCAUCAGGUCCAAACACUGUGCUGUGUGUAACCGCUGCAUCGCCAAGUUUGAUCACCAUUGCCCCUGGGUGGGAAACUGUGUGGGAAGUGGAAAUCACCGCUACUUCAUGGGUUACCUGUUCUUCCUGCUGUGUAUGAUCUGCUGGAUGAUAUACGGCUGCAUCUGCUACUGGAGGCUGCACUGCUCGAGCAGCUACAGCACAGAUGGAUUGUGGGUAUUUAUCACUCAGAUCUCAUCCUGCUCUCCCUGGAUGUUCUGGAUGUUCCUCAACAGUGUGUUCCACUUCAUGUGGGUGUCAGUGCUCAUCAUGUGUCAGCUUUACCAGAUUGCUGGUCUUGGCAUCACCACUAAUGAGCGGAUGAACGCAAGACGCUACAAACACUUUAAAGUCACAGCGACGUCCAUUGAGAGUCCUUUCAAUCAUGGCUGUGUGAGGAACCUGAUUGAUUUCUUCGAGCUGCGUUGCUGUGGGCUGCUGAGGCCGACACAUGUCGACUGGACCGCCCAGUACACCAUUGAGUAUGACCAAUCAUCUGGCUCAGGCUACCAGCUCGUCUAACACACACGCGCACACACACACACACACACACACACACACACACACACACACAUACAUACUGUGUGUUAGUGAAGAAGGAGUGGACGAGCCUCAGCCUUUGGAACGGGAUCAAGACCUCACUUCAGCUGGAACUGCUUCAUCAAGAGACUACAGGACGGACACACACACACACACACACACACACACACACACACAUGGAGCAGUCCCAUUUGAUUGGUAGAUUCAUAGUUGCAUUUCUGUCUUGCUUCAUCUUUUCACUGACUUUUUACAACUUUAGUGUGGGGUUGUGGGUGGGUGGUGUGUGUGUGUGGUGGGUGGGUGGGGUGGGUGGGGUUGUGUUUGUGGGUGGGUUAGGUGUGAUAUUGGUUCUCGCAGCACCGCCUCCAGUGAUUCACUCAAGCGCAUAAUUUAAAGAAAAGCCCAGUGAUUGGCUGUAAAAUUAAAGGCGUGAUGUGGGAAAGGGCUGAGUCACACUGCAGCUUGCAGAGUCUGAGAGAGUCAUGUGAUCGUCAUUAUGAUGGACGUGCACGUGUUAUAGUUGAGUGUCACAGCGAGGAGGUUUUAUUCAUAAUGUGACCAUAUUUAUUUUAAAGCUAUUUAAUAUAACUGAUAUCAUGUGUUGUUUGUUUUAUUGUUUUUAAUGUGUGAGUGAGUGUGUGAGAAGUUCUCACACUCAUUGUUGUUUAAAAUCUGUUUUAAAUUCAGUCAUUAUGAGGAACUGCGAUGAGGCUCCGCCCACUCUCAUGCACUGAAACAUUUUGCCCAUCGUUACCUGGUGAUCUUCAGAUGGAGAUGUUGCCUCGGUAACACUCCUCCAUUUCCUGUUUGAUCUUGGACUCUGAUGUAAAAAUGUGUAAAUACGGCUGAGUUUCUGUCUGUGAGAUUCGUUUUUGUUAUUGUAAGAGUUCGUUAAAGCUGCUCCUCCAAUUGCAUUUUAUUUUCUACUUUAAACUGUAAAAGCCUGUAAUAUACGCUGUGUGUGUGUGAGAGAGAGAGAGCGCGCGCAAAAGAAGGCGUCUCGCUGCAUGAGCGACGUUCACACUAAUCUGUACAGUGAAUGUUCAGUAUUUACACGUCCUUUACUUUUUAUUUUUUUACAUUUCAGACACUGUGCACGUUAGAGAGAGAGAGUGUGUAUUUGAGAGUGUGUAUGCCUUUGUGCACAUCAGCCCUGUGCAUUUGUGAUGCAUUUAAAUGUUUCAUAUUAAUAAUCAAAUUUUGUUUUGUUAUUUUUGCUGGACUUGUUUUUCCACUGGAUGUAAAAAAUGUAGAACAAAAUCAGUUACUGUAAAGAGCGUGUGUGUGUGAGAAAGAAGGCAUUGUUACAAUAAUGAGUAUAUCGUCUCCUUGUCAUUUCCCUCAUUGUGUGCAAAGUCAUUUUCACCUCAAGCUUCAGCAUGACUUCAUUUUACCGGCUUUAAUAAAAAAUAAAUAAAAUAAACUCCA